AAGAUCAAGUCUAUUGCAAGAGUGCACAGUCGGUGCAUUGUGAAGCAAGCCGGGGUUAGUAAUACAGCCAGAGUAAGAUCCCAUCUAAACAUCACGAUCACGAUCACGAUCACAAUCACGAUGAUUGCACCUGUAGUGAUGUUUGUAGUGAUUAGUUUGCUGCACGUUGGAGCAGGUCAUUCGAACGACUUCGAUGCGAUAAAAGGCUGUAAACAGUAUAACACGGAGUUGGGAUACAAUGAUCCACUUGAAUAUAUCCCUACCAGCAGCCUUAAUCAUACAGUUGAUUAUGGUGAAUUUAAGUACUACAAAAUCGGAAUCCUGGGAACGAAUGACGGUGUUAUUCGGCUGUCUAAUCAUGUAUAUCCUUACGACCGGAAUGUGUCCGAAGUGGUGCUGGGUAGUCAUAAUAACACGAGGUCAAUCGGGCGUACUCAGUACAGGAAUUCGUCAAAUGAGUAUAAAAACAACGAUUUGGCCAGGGCGAUGUCACCGAAUCUUUUGUCCCCGUAUCGUCCUGUGAUGCUAAAACUGAAGAUAUGGGCCACCGGCAAAAAGGAAAUGUUUCACGAUGGGCAAGACUAUCCUUUCUUAGGGUUUAUGGACGCUUCAAAAAUAGUCACGCUGUAUAUGGCCUUUACAAAGGUUGAUAAGGAUUUGGUUUUCUUCUACGACUGCCCUAUGUAGAGUGAUUGUCGAGAAGUCACGUAGUGUGAUCAUGGGAUAUAGUAUUCUUAUGGGUUUUAUACUUCAUAAAAUAUAAAGAAAUAUUGCAUCUUAUCAUUUGGUGCCUUAGAGUUUUGAUGAUGCUAUUAAAAUUCAAUUGUUAAGUGAAGUAAGGUAAUAUUUAAUGUUUAGAUUUUGCUAACAUAGUAUUACUGCACUUAUAAUAUCUUAGUAUAGAGAU
This is a messenger RNA of Anopheles merus, 907 nucleotides long. RefSeq lists its product as uncharacterized. The transcript has 4 exons. The record is from RefSeq and is a predicted model, not a curated record. The coding region runs from base 121 to 687 and encodes 188 amino acids. NCBI's taxonomy places the organism in Eukaryota, Metazoa, Arthropoda, Insecta, Diptera, Culicidae.